Messenger RNA from Nestor notabilis (Kea), 2386 nucleotides. Its product is annotated as nuclear pore complex protein Nup153-like. Gene Ontology annotation, molecular function: structural constituent of nuclear pore. Gene Ontology annotation, cellular component: nuclear pore. Gene Ontology annotation, biological process: protein import into nucleus; RNA export from nucleus. NCBI's taxonomy places the organism in Eukaryota, Metazoa, Chordata, Aves, Psittaciformes, Psittacidae. The record is from RefSeq and is a predicted model, not a curated record.
AAUCAUUAGCAGAAUGACAGCAUCGGUGAAAAACAUUGUACCGGGAUGGUUACAGAAGUAUUUCAAUAAAAGUGAAGAUGAAUGUGUAGAUGCAAAUGAAUCUACAGACCAGGAAGAGAAUCCAGUAAACUAUCACCAUGAUUAUGCAAAUGAAGAUACCAUCGUGAUUGAUGGGAGAGUCAUGCCUGAAACAGCAAGAAUUAAUCUAGACGAACCAUCCACAAGUAGAUCUGCAUUGAACUACUCGGAUGUGUUAACAAGGCCCUCUCUUCAUCGGAGCCAUUUGAACUGUACCAUGUUGGAUUCUACAGUACCACAUUGUCAGCCCUCUACAUCUUCUUCACUUGGCAUUGGCAGUCCUGGACUGUCUCUUGUAAGAGAAAUAAAAGAUUCUACCUCUCAGCAUGAUGAUGAUAACAUCUCAACAACCAGUGGCUUCUCCUCUAGAGCAUCUGAUAAAGAUAUCACAGUUUCAAAAAAUACUUCAGCACCAUUGCUCUGGUCCACAGAAGCUGAAAGAUCUCAUUCCCUCUCACAGCAUCCUGCAGCUAGCUCUAAAAAACCUGCAUUCAAUUUAUCUGCUUUUGGAUCUCCCUCUCCUUCACUCGGAAACACUUCUGUCUUUAAGACAAGCCAGCUUGGGGAUUCUCCAUUUUACCCUGGGAAGACCACUUAUGGUGGUGCAGCUGCAGCAGCGAGGGAGACAAAAGCACGAAUUGCUCCUUAUCAGCCACCAGUAAGACGACAAAUGAAAGCUAAACAAGCAAAUGUGCAAUCCUGUGGUGUGACAAGUUCCACAGCACGGCGCAUCUUGCAGUCAUUGGAGAAGAUGUCAAGUCCUUUGGCGGAUGCUAAAAGGAUUCCGUCUUCUAGUCCACUUUCUUCUCCUUUGGACAGGAGUGGGCUGAAUAUUACUACCUUCCAAUCCAAGCGAAACCAGAUGGAAUCUCAGCUUCCACCUGUCCAGAAACUCGUGACACCAAAGGCAAUCUCUCUGUCAGGGAGUCGGACCCAGUAUUUUAAACCAUCUCUGACUCCAGCUACUGAUUCCAGCAAAAUUCACCAGAGGGUAGAAACAAAGCACAAAGGCAUGAGAGAGAAGAGUUUUCCUGCAGAACAGCGAGUAAACCCAUCUGAAAGCAAUUUGACCUACCCCAAAUUCAGUACUCCUGCAUCCAACGGUCUGUCUUCAGGAGGAGUGGGUGGUGGUGGCAAGAUGAUAGGAGUACACUAUAUAUCAAAACCUGGACAAGAGCAACAGGAAGUGGAAGAACCAGUACUACCGAAAGUACCCUUACCCAUCAGUGCUGCAUCGCUGCCUUCAUUCAACUUUAACUUUCUUGCCAGUAGUACUGUCUCAUCGUCACCAAGCACUGUCUCAACAGGAGCGAUGAUGAAGGUACCACCAUCAAGUAAUGUUGGCAGUCCUGUGUUCAGAUUUUCAUCUCCAAUUGUGAAAUCUACUGAGGCAGAAGUGCUACCUCCAUUGUCUAUUGGGUUUACAUUUAGUGAUCCUGUUGCAAAAUCAGCAGAGGGUUCUGGAUCCAGUGAUACACCAGUUACAUCCUUCCUUACUCUAGAUACCGCCACUGUAAACAGCACCAGCAAUAAGAAGGAAAAAGAAGAAUACGAUGGCCCCUCCAAACCUGCAAAGGUCUUAAAGGAAGGAAGUGUGUUAGACAUUCUGAAAAGCCCUGGCUUUACCUCUGUGAAAACACACUCCCCUCCAUCUGCGCAGCCUGUUACAAGCACAGUGGUCUAUACAAGGCCUGCAAUAAGUAGUUUUUCUGCAGGUAGAGACACCUCUAAACAAGCAUCCUCAUUUUGGCAGUCUGACACGUAUGACCCAUGUCUGCAAAAUAAAACCACGGAUAGCAAAUGUGUAACAUGUGAAGCUGCUAAAGUGUCAACAAUUGAGAGUACGAAACAGACAAUAAGCUCAAGUCAAUGUGUUGCCUCUAAGGCAGCAGUUCCUACAGCGGGGACAUUGGGCUUUGAAGACAAAUUUAAAACAGCACCCAACACAUGGGAUUGUGAUACCUGUCUGGUCCAGAACAAACCUGAAGCUACAAAAUGUAUAGCAUGUGAGACACCAAAGCCUGGAACAGGAGUAAUGCCUGCCCUGACAUUGCCAGCAGUCACAGACAAUGCGGCGACAGUGACAUCCUCCUCCAGCAGCACUGACACAACAGUCACUCUGGGGUUUGGAGACAAAUUUAAGAAGCCAAAAGGUUCUUGGGACUGUGCAGUGUGCCUUGUAUCAAAUAAGGCAGAAGACAGCAAAUGUGUAGCUUGUCAGUCGGAGAAACCAGGUGCGUUCUCUUUUCUAUUGUUCCAAUUUCAGCUUCUGUGCAUUCUUAACAGAAUAAAAUAUGUUGCAUAUUGA